CGGUGACGUACUUCACAAGUAACCAAUUAAAAUCCCUAAACGUUCCUCAAUUGGCCAAUACAAAGUCAGAGUCGCAGGGAAAAGGCGGGGCUUGUUCUGAGCCUCUCCGCUUCGUAGCUACCAGGUGGAGAAGAGUAAACUUCGUGGGGAAGAUGGCGAGAGGAGCACGAAGUUUGCGAAAAAUCGCCGAUUAUGUGAAGACGUUACCGUCCGUGACCACCCGUGACGUUCGCUCCAGAAGCAAUGUCAGGUACCCAUCAUAUGGCAUCCUGAUGACGCGCCUGCCUCCCUUGCUGGGCACCGCCAUGCCUGGCCGCAGCGUGGUCCUUCCCGUCCGCGCCUUCUUCAACAUUGCCAACACUUUCUCCAAGAGAAGGGAAUACGCUGAAAGACGCAUCAUUGGGUUUUCCAUGCAAGAGAUGUACGAGGUGGUGGCCGGCGUGGAGGAUUACCGCCUCUUUGUACCUUGGUGCAAGAAGUCCGACGUCGUCUUUAAGCGGACCGGGUACUGCAAGGCCAAACUCACUGUGGGCUUCCCGCCAGUGACUGAAAACUACACCUCCCUCGUCACUACAGUGCGCCCCCACCUGGUCAAGGCAUCCUGCUCGGACGGCAAACUGUUCAACCACCUGGAGACGAUUUGGCGCUUCAGCCCUGGCCUACCUGGCUACCCUCGCACCUGCACUGUGGACUUUGACAUCUCCUUCGAGUUCCGCUCACUCAUCCAUUCGCAAUUGGCGCACGUGUUCUUCGACGAGGUGGUGAAGCAGAUGGUGUCGGCAUUCGAGCGCCGCGCCACCUCCGUCCAUGGCCCCGAGACGCCCAUCCCGCGUGAGCUCAUGUUCCACGAGGUUCACCACACGUAGCGACGCUGCAGCGGAGGAGUGGAAAACAACAAAGAAAACGAAAGCAACGACUCAUGUUUUACCGAAAACGCCAGUGCCUUUGUCUUUUUUUUUCUUCUUUGAAUUUUUCUAUUGGUUUUACAGCAGAUUUAUUAGCGAAGCACGCAAGCUUAGCACCACUUUGUGUGUCAGCUUGUUUGUUCCAUCAAGAUCCUUGUUUGGCUUGCUUUUUCCCCCCCUCACCAGCAUCUUGUUGCAAACUCCUCCCACUGGAGAUUACAAGUUGGUGUCAGGUCAGCAAUAUUUUAUUGGAAACAGGUAACCAGCGGGAAACAUACCAUCCCACAUUUCAUUAGUUUGGUUUGAUUUGCUUAGAUUGACAACAACAUGUGACAAAGGCAGGGAACCUUUUUCUGAUUGGGGCCAGUUCAGGUGCAUAAGAUUUGGGCGGCAGGGGGGAUAAGAUAUUGGCGAUGGGGGGGGGGGGGGGGGUAAUGAUAUGCUCGGAGAAUGUGUGGGUUUCAUGUUUUGAGGCUUUUUGUGACUGUUCCUCAGAAGGUGUGUUUAGGGAGCAAACACUGAAGUUGUUUCUUUUGUUGUGUAAACGUUUUUAGGUCAAAUGAAUAAAUAUGAAGGCUUCCCCAUGUUCCAAACCAAAAAUCAAACAAAAAAUAAUGGGGGAAUUGACCCCCCUCCCCCAUGCCAGAUUCACUCACCAACAUAUUGUAUAUAGGGAAUCAAAUCUAUCUUGACUCCAGUGUAUCUCAGCAUAUCUGCAGUUCAGCAUCCUCAAAUGGGUUUUCAACGCAUUUCUUAUUUGCUGGUUUUGUCGCUAUCUUGUUGCCAAGUGAUGAUGUUGAGGGGCUUCAUUUAAACAAAAAAAGUGCUUUGCUGCUGCUUUGUGCCAACUCUUUGCCAGGGAACUAUAUUGAAAUGAUUUGAGGAGCUUAAUUCGGACAAAAGUAGUAUUUUGAUGCCAUCUGUAGGCAAUGGCGAACCUCUUUUGCACUUGGAGGAAUACUGCAGAGGAGACUCAAGGAGUGACUGAAAUAACACAAGUAGUAAUCCAUUUUGGUUUGAAGCCUCCAUUUUAGCGAUUUUGAUCGCUCCCAAAUUUGUGAUGAGUUUUCAUUACUUUGUGUGGGUGCAGCCCAGUGAUGACGUUUGAUGAAUCACCACGUGCUUAACCAAACAUCUUGUGCACCACCUUGAAGACUUUCAUGCUUGCUUCUCAGGUUGUUUUUUUCCCCCCUUUGAGAUUAAUUCCGUAUACUUGCAUUGAGCCUCCAUCUGGCACACGAGCUGACUUUCACAUGCCCCCAUCAGGAGUUCUCAUUUCAUUUGUAUUCAAGAAUUGCCUGGUGGGCUGGAUCAGAUGUUUGGACUUCAGCAACAAAGGAGUCGUAGUUGCCCACCCACUUUGCUACAAUUGUCAUGUUUUGGAUAGACAGCAAAUGUUGAAAGGGUGCUCAUAUGUUGUUAUUCACUCAUGGUAGUCAUUUGUUGACUGUUACCUACACAGAGCAAAGCUAUUUCCAUGCUGGACUCAAGAGGUGUGUCAUUGUACAGUAUAUAGUAUUUUAUGUGCAAUAUCAGGAAGCCUUUAUUUUAUUUAUUUUUUAAAGAAACAUAGCAAAGCAAGCCAGUACAUACUGUAUGCCCAUGCAAAUAUUUAUCAUUCUUUUUAAAAACCUGCUCACAUAUUUAUUUAAGUGUAAAUAUCACAUCAGGUUGUUUUCAAAAAGGGAAAAGUGUAUUUUUUUUUUGAUUAAGGGACUGAUUUAGUGUUUUCAAAAAAUGGCAUUUGAAACAGAAAUGUACUAACUGCAUGAUAUAUAAAAAAAUUUUUCUAAAAA
Molecule: messenger RNA, 2701 nt
Organism: Hippocampus zosterae (dwarf seahorse)
Lineage: Eukaryota; Metazoa; Chordata; Actinopteri; Syngnathiformes; Syngnathidae
Gene: coq10b
Product: coenzyme Q10B
Exons: 5
Coding region: 153-866 (237 amino acids)
Biological process (GO): cellular respiration; ubiquinone biosynthetic process
Cellular component (GO): mitochondrion
Molecular function (GO): ubiquinone binding
Source: RefSeq, a predicted model, not a curated record